Molecule: messenger RNA, 1422 nt
Organism: Effrenium voratum
Lineage: Eukaryota; Dinophyceae; Suessiales; Symbiodiniaceae
Source: the annotation of a GenBank genome assembly
AUGGCCAGUUGGCAGCUAAGAGCGCCUGCUCUUCCAGUCCUGGUCCCAUUCAGGCCUUUUACUGGGAGCCGGCCAUGUCGACGCGAGCCCUGGCUGGGUUUGCUCAGCCAGAGGGAGCGAUUCCUGCCAGCGCGGACCUUUCGUGGGCGGCGGAGUCGCGGGGUAUCCCCGAGGCUGGCGUUAUCUCUGGCUAUCGCCGUGAUCCUCGUCAAGCUCCUCUUGACAGCGCACGGCCACAGCCAUGGCCACCACUGGCACCGAUGGUGGCGGCGAAAAAGGCACUGGUGGCCAAGCCGUGAGCGCCUGGCUCUCAUGGCGGCGUUGCUGCUGGCCUGGCGCGCCGCCCAGCAGAAGACCAAACAGUCACAGCCACGUAGGAGGAGGUCAAGGCCGCUCAAGCAGCCGAACGACACCUCGAGAGACGCGCAAAUGAAGAAGCUGAAGACUGCCGUCCGGGAAGGGGAUGCACUUCGAGCUGCCAUCUUGCUAGAGACCUGGGGUCAAGGUUGGGCGCCUCUGACGCGGGCAGACUUGCAGGUGCUGCUGGAGGAGGCAGCUCGUUUUGCGCCUGUGCCGGACCUGCUCCGUGCGCUGGCUGAGCAGCUCGCGGCGAUGGGAGUUCCUUUGGACUGGUCGCUGCAAAACGACUGCCGCGGUAAUUUUGGUCGCUAUGCCUUAGACGCCGCCUUGGAGGCUGUGGUGCAGGAGUCCCGCAGCGAGAAUGCCGCGCUGACUUUGCUCAACAUCGGGCAGCGCAGCAACCAAGGGGACACCUCGCAAUUGGAUGCUGACCCCUUGCUGCGUGUGGCUGCAGCUCAGGGUAUGACUCGGCUUGUGGAGCGCUUGGUCCAGGAAUGCGGCGCAGAUGUCAACGCCAAAGAUCCGCGUUUUGGCAGCAUCGCCCUGGAUCGAGCAGUAGAUGCUGGCAAGGAACAGACAGCUCUGAAGCUUCUGCAGCUCGGCGCGGACGCGAGCUGCGGCAAAGGGGUGGACUACCUCCUGACACGUGCAAGCCCACAGGUUCGCGGCCAGCUCCCGUUGGCAAAGGCGCCAAAGACAGCGCCCGUCAGCGACAUCACGGAGGACGAGUUCCAGGCCCUGCGCAAGCUGCAAUCCGAGGAGGCCGCCCUGGAGGAGCUGAAAGGGAAGAGGCUGUCCAAAGUGCAGCUGGCUCAGCUCUUGGAGGAGGCUGCCAGGAGAGCCGUUUCCGAGGCCAGCUCCUGCAGCAACUCCUGCAGGAGCUGCAGGAACUGGGCUGCGACCACGGCUGGCAUCAGGCAGCAGCCUUGGAUGCAACCUUUGCACGGCGGCCGCUGGAUGCAGCGCUGCAAACAGCAGUGGAGGAAAACCCUGACCCGCGCGCAGCCGAGCUUUUGCUUCGCCUGGGGCUCCAGGAGACAAAGGGCAGGCCAUCGUGCUUGA